GUUGUCAUUCGCUAGAACACGUCGAACAAAUUCUUCAAUCGUCGGAUCUACUGCGAAACACCGAAGACCUACUUCUGCUGCUCUCUCCGACUCACUCCCAAUAACUCCUCCUUCGCAGGGCUUUGUCUCUGUAUCAUCGACGAUCUGUUAAUUUUUCUCGAGAUGGAUUGGCAAGGGCAGAAGCUAUCGGAGCAGCUGAUGCAGAUUAUUCUGUUGACGUUCGCGGUAGUGGCUUUUGUGACGGGUUUCGUGACCGGAUCGUUUCAAAUGAUGAUCCUAAUAUACGCUGGUGGUGUGGUGCUCACCACAUUGAUUACGGUCCCCAAUUGGCCUUUCUUCAAUCGCCACCCACUCAAUUGGUUGGACUCCAGUGAGGCUGAGAAGCAUCCCAAGCCGCAGAAAGGUGUGAGUGCAAAGAAGAAAUCUGCUAAGAAAUAGGUCAAUUUUUUGAUUGAUCUUAGUAUUAGCUCUUUCUAGGUUUACAAUCUGUGCUAAUAGUGAUAUUCCUGCGAGAACUCAGUGGAUGGAUAUUAACAAUUUGCUUGUUUUCCUUAUACUCUGAACAUUUAAACUAUGAUUAUCGCCAAGAAAUUCUGGGUUUUUAAUCUGUUAUUUUUCCAUUUGUUCUUUU
Molecule: messenger RNA, 631 nt
Organism: Tripterygium wilfordii
Lineage: Eukaryota; Viridiplantae; Streptophyta; Magnoliopsida; Celastrales; Celastraceae
Product: probable signal peptidase complex subunit 1
Exons: 2
Coding region: 163-438 (91 amino acids)
Biological process (GO): protein targeting to ER
Cellular component (GO): signal peptidase complex; endoplasmic reticulum membrane
Source: RefSeq, a predicted model, not a curated record